Molecule: messenger RNA, 1214 nt
Organism: Drosophila ficusphila
Lineage: Eukaryota; Metazoa; Arthropoda; Insecta; Diptera; Drosophilidae
Exons: 3
Coding region: 268-1149 (293 amino acids)
Molecular function (GO): acyltransferase activity, transferring groups other than amino-acyl groups
Source: RefSeq, a predicted model, not a curated record
GUGAGGUAAAAGUAAAUAAACAAACUAGUUUUGCGGCAGAUAUGUACAUGAUUUAAAAAAUUUUCGAGACUUAAGAAAUCUAACGGCUUAAUGCCUCUUAGAUUUUAAACUAAUAGUUUGUAGACAAACUGAUUACUGCCCUAAUCGUAUGAAUUAUAAUACCUUGCAAGGUUAUAAAAUAACUCUCACAUCUUAUCAAAAAGCCCGAAAGGAAAAAACAAAUGAGGAGGGACGUCACAACAAAACAGUAUAGUAUUACCCCCCGACAUGGCAACAGUAAAACAGCUGACAAAGAUCACAGACACCGCCGAUCUGAAGAAUCUGCAGAAAUUGUAUCUGAAGGAUUGGCCCAGUAAUUGCGUUGGAUACUUCUGGCUAGAUAAUUACUUGAGAUGGCUGCAAAAGAAUCCGAGUUUAGGCUACCUCAACUUUUAUACUUUGGAUAAUGAUUGGCAAAGCGAUGGAUUGUUUAUAUUGGUGCAUAGGUAUCAGUUAUUCUUCAGCAAUUUAAGCAAACAAAAAACCGAACUGGAGUUGGCUUUAAAACUCUUAGAUUGGUCCAAGGGUUUUAAGGUCAGUGCGAUUCACGAGACCCAUCAUUAUAUCUACAAAGAUCUGGUGGCGGAAGUCAACCUUCAAAUGGAUCGUGAAAUGAGCACCAUUAUGUAUAGUUUAACAUGCGAGGAGGCUGAAAAAUUGGAGAUCAAUUGUCCGGAGGGUUAUUAUCUUGAUAAAGUGCGACUGGAACACGCUGAUCUCAUAAACAAUCUGUGGUCAGCUCGGCAUCCCGGAUCCCUAAAACUAGUCGAAAUGCUAAUCACCUAUAAUACCAAUGUGGGUUUAUACGAAAAGGAAUCCGGUUUAUUAUGUGCUUGGUGCUUGAGACUACAAAGUGGCUUUCUCGGAGCUUUGGAAGUAAUCCAAAGCCAUCAACGUCGGGGGUUCGGAUUAGUAGUAGCUGCCGCUAUUUCCAAGGCUAUUGCCACCGAUCUGAAGCAAGAUAUAACUGCCCUGGUUAAUAUGAACAAUAAUGCAGCCUGUCGGGUCUUCGAGAAACUGGAUUUCAAAUUGAUCCGGGGAGAGCACUAUAACUGGAGCAUGAUCAAGCCAAAGGCAGGUGGCCAGAUAUCUUGGCCCAACAACGAAUAAUACCUACAAUGAACAGUACCAGACAGUUAAUAAAGAUAUUCAAGUGUUUACAAGGGCUAAACGUU